UGAGAGGAGGUCGAGAAGGAGAGAUAAAUACAACUGCUGCAAAAUGUCUGAGAAGCAUUUACAAACCGGUGAUGCCUUGCCGCCGUAUGGUGGAAAACUUCGGCUGUUUGCUAUGAGGUUCUGUCCUUAUGCUGAAAGGACUGUGUUAGUGAUGAAUGCUAAGAAUUUGCAAUAUGAUACAGUUUUCGUGAAUUUGGAUCAUAAACCAGAAUGGCUUCUCAACUACAGCCCUAAAGGUACUGUACCAGCUCUUGAGUAUGAGGAGGGCAAAGGAAUCUUCGACAGCAACAUCAUUAAUUUCUACUUGGAUGAGAAGUACCCAGAUGUACCUCUGCAGUCCACUGACCCACUGCGCAGGGCUGAAGACAAAAUUAUUGUAGAACUCUUUGCUGGGGUUCAAUCAGCAUUCUACACUGCUGCCUACAAUUCACAAGCUCUGCAACCUAACAUGGUAGACACCUACCACAAGGGCCUGGAAGGUCUCCAAGACACCCUGAGAGCACGUGGCACCAAGUUCUUACAUGGAGAAACUCCAGGACUAGUAGACUACACCCUGUUCCCAUUCUUAGAGCGUUUUGAAGCCCUGCCACUGGUUGGCAAACCUGAAUUUGAGUUAGUCAAGUCAAAAUAUGAAUUAUUGGUGAACUACAUUGAAGCUAUGAAGGUCGUUCCUGCUGUUAAGCUGUACUACCUGUCUCCGGAGACUCACGCCAAGUUCAUCGAGUCACGUAACAAGGGCGACGCUAACUACAACAUGUUAGACACCAGCAGUGUUUGCUGCAUGCGCCCAAGGAAGAAGAAGGAAUAAAGGAAGAAUCCCUCGACUGAUAAACCAUGAACUAUUACGUAAUAUACACGAACGUC
Messenger RNA from Spodoptera exigua (beet armyworm), 864 nucleotides. The record is from the annotation of a GenBank genome assembly. NCBI's taxonomy places the organism in Eukaryota, Metazoa, Arthropoda, Insecta, Lepidoptera, Noctuidae.